Bufo gargarizans (Asiatic toad) is the source of this 2223-nucleotide messenger RNA. RefSeq names its product RAB27A, member RAS oncogene family (gene RAB27A). NCBI's taxonomy places the organism in Eukaryota, Metazoa, Chordata, Amphibia, Anura, Bufonidae. Gene Ontology annotation, molecular function: GTP binding; GTPase activity. Gene Ontology annotation, biological process: melanosome transport; positive regulation of exocytosis. The coding region runs from base 159 to 824 and encodes 221 amino acids. Gene Ontology annotation, cellular component: secretory granule; melanosome. The transcript is spliced from 6 exons. The record is from RefSeq and is a predicted model, not a curated record.
CACCAACAUUAGUGCAAGCAGGUGACACGUAGGCUGCUUGAUUGUGUGCUAAACAGGUGGAGCGAGAAGGCACAUCUACAGGACCUCCACCUGAGGGUUACACCAGCUGGGGAUUUCCUUCCCUGCUACAUAGUGGAGGUCACUAACCAAGCUUCACAAUGUUUGAUGGAGACUAUGACUACCUCAUCAAGUUUUUAGCAUUGGGAGACUCCGGUGUAGGAAAAACUAGCUUUCUCUACCAAUAUACAGAUGGGAAAUUCAAUUCUAAGUUCAUCACAACAGUAGGCAUAGACUUCCGGGAAAAGAGAGUGGUAUAUCGUUCAAACGGUCCGGAUGGAAUUGCUGGCAGAGGUCAGAGGGUUCACCUGCAGUUAUGGGACACGGCAGGUCAGGAAAGGUUUCGCAGUCUCACAACCGCCUUCUUCAGGGAUGCAAUGGGAUUCCUUUUACUUUUCGACCUGACAAAUGAACAGAGCUUCCUGAAUGUCAGGAACUGGAUAAGUCAGUUACAAAUCCAUGCAUAUUGUGAAAACCCAGACAUUGUGAUGUGUGGAAAUAAAAGUGAUCUUGAGGAUCAACGAGCUGUUAAGGAAGAAGAGGCAAAGGAAUUUGCUGAGAAAUACGGAAUCCCCUAUUUUGAGACUAGCGCUGUAGAUGGAACAAACGUGAACAAGGCGGUGGAGACUUUGCUGGAUCUGAUCAUGAAGCGGAUGGAACGGUGUGUGGACAAGUCUUGGAUACCUCAGGGGGUGGUCCGGUCCAAUGGCCAUAGCUCUACUGAGCAGUUAAAUGAGGACAAAGACAAAGGCAAAUGUGGAUGCUGAGACCACCCCUUAAAAUACACCCAUAGUGCUGUUGGAGUUCUGUGGCAUUGAUUUCUGAAUAUACUUUUUAACGUUAUUACUUCAGAACUUAGUGCGACAUUCCAAAAAUCCAGGAGCAUUACUGCUUUAUUUUCAUGUAAAAUGUGCUAUUCAUAAUUGGUUUUACAUAAGCAUACGAGUCUGCUGCUCUCGGCCAUGUAUUCACCGUAGUGUUGCCGUCCAGCAUUUCCUUCUAAGCAGUAUUUCUGACCUCUUCCAGUAUGUUUAGGCUUCCCAGCAAUACCUAUACCGUCCCUGUUAUGCAUGUGUGCACAGCUAAUAAUACACAAAUUAUAUAUACGAUUUCUUAUGUUUCAACAGGAAAUUAGUGCAGAAUAAAAACCAGCAAAAGUUCUCCAGGGCUGUUUCUAAGCGAUGACAUUGUAUGUGCCAUAUUUGCAUUUUGGGACCCUUUAGGACAGAGACAGUUCCACACUGGUCCUGGUGAGAUGCUGCCACAAUGUUCUAAGAGGCCAAAAUAAUACAAAGACUCGGUUAAAAAUGGUGCACUCAGAGGAUAACAGCGACAGCUAUUUUACUUUUUCUUCACUACUUCUGUGGUGCUCUUGGCUGGGGGCUGUUCUCUCUUCCUAAUAUUAUUAAUUGGUGACAAGAUAAUAUAGAUAUACAUUGAUUUUCCAUUGUUGUCUAUCAUUGUGAACUUAGAGGCUAAGGAUUACUUUAUCUUUCAACUUACCAAAAGAACAAUAUUUGCCCCAAAAUUUUGUAACAUGGUUUUGAUUAGUAACGCCACUUUGCCUUUGUACUACUUUUUAUAGCUACAGCUUUAUUUAUUAAUAGGGGUUGUUAUCAAUGCUGAAUAAUGAGUCGGUAAUCCUGUGCUCAGAUAUAAUGUGGCAUUAUAAAAAUAAAUUCCUAUUUUUAAUAUCUUCCUACAUCUGCAAUUCAACAGAACAUCCUGUACAUUUUGUAUAGCAAACUCACUAUAAUGGUAAGAAAUCUUACUUCCUAUAUAUCAGGCUGGAAGGACUGAUUAUAGGUGUUGUCCCGCUGAUUCAAAUAAGUGAAAAUGGGCUCAGAAUGGUAUAAAAUAAUUCACACUCGCCUUACCGAUCCCCCACUACUGCCGUUCUGAUGCUUCCUGGAUUCUCUUGUCUCCUUACUUCCUGGUCUGGACGCACAGGAAAUAAAAUGUUCAGCCAGUCAGUGAUUUAGCUAAGCACUGAUUUCCUGGGUGUUGAAAGGGACCAGGAAUAAAGCUGAGUUCACAAUCAAAUAAUUAACUCACCUUCUCCUCUUGAUCGCGUAGCUGCCGGUCUCUUCUUACUUCUUUAAUCAUGAGCUGCCGGCUAAAGGACCUGUGGUGACGUCUGAUCACAUGCUCCAAUCACAUGAUCCA